AUUACUGACUAUUAUUUCCGUUGUUCUAGAUGUAAGAUAUAUAAUAUUUUUUUUGUAUAAAUACCGCAGAUAAUCUGCAAAUAGUGCAAAACAGUUCGUUUUAAAAUGUCGGUAUUGAAUCUAUUUAAAAUCGCGCUAUUUGUUGAUGGUUUUUGGAUCAGGAUUCUUUCUGUGGAAAGCUGGCGUCAGUCCUACGAGUAUUUUAAUAUCGGAAUGAUCAAUUAUCCUGGCAAACUGGUUGUCCCCAAUUUUAAGCUUGUGGGUCGUGAGCGAUUGAUUAACGGUACGAUUGAACUCCUCAAGGAUCUUGAUGACACGUAUCAGAUUUCGGUAGAAAUUUCCUCAGACGCUAAUGGAGCUGGGUACAAGCAGUUGCCCUUGGAGGUUUCACCGAUGCCAGUCUGCAAGGCAUUGCGAUCCUUCUACCAGAGGUUCAUAAAAAAGUCUAUAGUGACUGGAAUAAACAUCGAUGUAGAUUUUGAAAAUGGAAAAUUGUGCCCGCUUCCGAAGGGAAUGCACUUUUUGAAAAACGUAUAUUUUGAUACCUCAGAUUGGGCCGUCAUUCUGCCUCGGGGUCUACUCAAAUUGAGGCUAAAUGUUGUGGACAACGAUGAAUUUGCAGGUGGCUUUGAGUAUAUUAUAGAUAUCAAGGAUAAAGCCAUCUAAUGAAGAAUAAAAGCGUA
Messenger RNA from Drosophila bipectinata, 683 nucleotides. Lineage: Eukaryota; Metazoa; Arthropoda; Insecta; Diptera; Drosophilidae. The record is from RefSeq and is a predicted model, not a curated record.